This is a messenger RNA of Schizosaccharomyces japonicus yFS275, 1427 nucleotides long. RefSeq names its product iron-sulfur cluster biogenesis protein. Lineage: Eukaryota; Fungi; Ascomycota; Schizosaccharomycetes; Schizosaccharomycetales; Schizosaccharomycetaceae. The record is from RefSeq and is a predicted model, not a curated record. Gene Ontology annotation, cellular component: mitochondrion. The coding region runs from base 129 to 1181 and encodes 350 amino acids. The transcript has 2 exons.
AGUCAGUACAGCUCCUGUGCGGGAGCUUGUUAGACAGGAUAGACAGAGAGAUGGGAGACCAGGUUUCGCCAAACUGGGAAUGAAGGACGCGUACAGCUCAGGAAUGACAAUUUAAGAAAACAGACGAAAUGAUUACUGGAACCUUUUCACGGAAACUGAGCAACAAUUUGAACAAAAUUCGACUUCCUCAACAUACUAGAACAUCGUUUUUUGCUGACCGUAGACUCGUCUUUAUUGAAGGAAUAGACACGGUAAAGUUUUUGCAGGGACUGGCUGCAAACAAAGUCGUUGCCGGAGAACCGAAAUACAGUGCAUUUUUAAACGCCAAGGGACGGGUUUUAUUUGAUGCAUUAUUGUACCCUCUGGAUUUAAGACAGAGAACUCAAUUGGUUGAUAAUGUCCAAGGCCAAGGAGAUGCCUUUGCUAUAGAAAUUGAUGCAACCCGUGCUGCUGCCUUUUUGCAGCAUCUUCAACGAUUCCAACUUCGAGCAAAGGUCCGACUAGCCCCAGUGGAUCCAAGCCGUUGGUGCGUGCAGGCAACGUGGAACGAUACACGAGAGGACAGCAGCGAUGAUGGCCUCGUAGACACUCGUGAACACUUGAUAACGUCUCCGUUGACACAGUUGUGGGAUCCUCGCUUUCCCGAGACGAACAACGUUCGACGAGCCAUUGUUCCUCCUACAUCUGCACCCGCCCAAGAACUUUCUAUGGAAGCAUACAAAGCUUUUCGCAUACAGAAAGGUGUUGCUGAAGGACAAAGGGAAAUUAUAAGCGGAGAGGCAUUUCCUCUCGAAAGCAACUUCGAUAAGCUGCACGGGGUGCACUUUCAAAAAGGCUGUUAUCUUGGUCAGGAACUGACAUAUCGAUCGUACCAACGAGGAACUACUCGUAAACGCAUUCUGCCCUUUCAAUUGAGCAAGCGUCCCGAUGACUUCUCAAAAAGAAUAUCUUAUUCGUCGAGUCCUUUUUCGGUGCCUGCUGCUAAUGAAUUGUCGCUAUCCGAAGCAACGGGAACGGAUGCUUCUACUCAGACACGGACACGAAGAGGCCCUGGUCGUGUUCUGACAACUCAAGGAAACAUAGGUCUCGGUUUGAUUCGUCUUGACUACAUAGAUCAAGUUCUUCGUUGGGGAGAGCUCUUCCUGAAACCAUAUCGUCCACCGUUCCUUUUGGACGACUGAUUCGAGAGUGCGGAACCACUCAUCUAUGUCCUAGCAACCAUGAGAACGUUGUUUAAACCGUUCUGUUGCUCAUUCAAAAAUAGUACGACGAUCUUUCAAGUCAAGGAAUGACCCGUAACAUCUCUAAUAACGACACACGCAUGGUGUAAGAGAAAUACCAACAGUUAUUAAUUACAUAGUUUUGUUAUUGCUACUAUUACUACAACUACUACAGUCACCGCAUAUUCUAUAUUCAGCUCUAUCAAC